This is a messenger RNA of Aegilops tauschii subsp. strangulata, 724 nucleotides long. RefSeq names its product signaling peptide TAXIMIN 2. The record is from RefSeq and is a predicted model, not a curated record. NCBI's taxonomy places the organism in Eukaryota, Viridiplantae, Streptophyta, Magnoliopsida, Poales, Poaceae.
ACGCUGCCCGUUCGGUUCCGCUCCACUCUCCGGAGUGGAGUUCCCCCGCCCCGCACGUACUCUCGGUGCUGGCAGUUCGAGUUCAAUCCACAGCGUUAUUUACCAACCGUUUGGUUUCGAUUUCGGACAUAGUUCCAAACUUCCAAAUUCGCACACGCACCCACGUAGGACGCUGCGGAAGAACAACCGGCUGGAGGAGCCGGAGAUCGAUCGAUGGGGGCGGACGAUGGUCGCGACGACGACGGCUGGCAGUGCCGGCCGCUGGGGCUCCUGAUCGGCCUGCCGUUCGCCGGCCUCGCGCUAGUGCUCUCGCUCGCCGGCGCCGUCGUCUGGAUCCUCGGGUCGGCGCUGAGCUGCGUGUGCCCGUGCUGCGUGUGCUGCGCGGCGGCGGCGAACCUGGCGGUGGGCCUCGUCCAGAUGCCCGUCAAGGUCAUCCGCUGGUUCAUCAGGCAGAUCCCCUGCUAGGCUGCUCAAUUGUCCUUCUGGAGUAGGAAAUGUUGUUAUCUUGUUUUCAGUUUUAUGCAUGCUUGCUGAACGAGAGGCCAGAAAUAUGAUAUGAUCGUGUUUCUGCUUGCCACGUCUCACAACUUCAUAUGUAUCUGCCUUGAACAUGUUCUUUCUCGAGACAGUUUAGGACGAUGCUUUUCUUGACCCUGACACAACUUCAUAUGUAUCUACCUUGAAAAAUCGAUGACUAUGUUCUGUAGAUAUGAAUCUGGAUGGU